AUGGGAGGCCACUACAUCAACCUAUCCAUCAUCGCCAUCCUGGUAUCCACCCUCUAUGGGCCGAUAUCUCACGAACUCACCGUCCUGGGCGUCUUCCGGACCGCGUCCAGUGCCGUGAACAGCCACGGCCAGGACCGGCGUCCCAUCCACGCCGUCGAGGAUACCCUCCACUGCGAGGACCUGCAUUACUACCCGCCCGCAGACCAGAUCUUCACGGCCUGCGAGGAUUCCGCCCUCUCGCGCUUCAAGUGGUUUCCGCCGCUGGCGAAUUUCGACGGUGAGGCGGAUACCACGGGGUCGAUUCAUGUUAUUGAUCCACGGACACUGAUCUCGUCGCGUCUGGCCUUCGAGAACUUCUCCGGUCCGUUUGUCACGCAUGGCAUCGAUCUCAUCCCCGAUCCGGAACGGGAGGAUGCCGUGUAUAUCUUCGCGGUGAAUCACUUGGGGAACCCGGAACACGAGACCGGAAACGUCCCGCGAGCUCGCUCGCAGAUCGAGCUCUUCCACCAUGUCCUGCAAUCCGGCAACGCGAGACACGUCCGCUCCAUCCGCCAUCCGCUGAUCACCACCCCGAACGACAUCUACGCGGCCUCUCCGCGUUCAUUCUACGUCACCAACGACCACCACAGCCGCGAAGGCUACAAGCGCAUGGCGGAGGACCUGCUCCCCGUCGCGAAAUGGUCCAAUGUCAUCCACGUCCAGCUGGACCGGCUGCCGGGCAUCUCGGCCGAGGGCGGCGUCGAUGCGGUCGUCGCCGCAGACGGACUCCGGAAUCCCAAUGGCCUGGGACACGGCCAGUCGGAGGACGAGGUCCUCCUCACCAGCGCCAUCGGGGGCAUCCUGUACCGCGCCCGUCCCAACCCGCUCAACCGCACCGUCACCGUCCUGGACCACUUCGCCUUCGACAGCACCAUCGAUAACCCCAGCUACUAUCGCGAUCCGUAUCGGACGUCCGACGAUGACGCGAGCGGGUAUAUCCUGGGCGGGUUGCUGCGCGCUGUUGAUGUCGCGCAGACGCAUAACCAACCGCACGCUAAAGAGGGGGUCAUGGUGUGGCAUCUUCGUCGCUCGCCAACAGCAACAACCAGGGAUGCUGAUAGGGAUAGUGACAGUGGGUGGGAGAAACGCCUCAUCUUCGAAGACGACGGCACGCACAUCCGCACCGCCAGUACGGCCCUCUUACUCCCCAUCCAGUCGGAGGAGUCAUCGAAAUCGACAUCGGAGAAGAAGGCCCGCUUGUUCGUCACCGGCUUUGUCUCGGAGGCCGUCAUCGCCGUCGAGGUCUCCCUGUAG
This is a messenger RNA of Aspergillus heteromorphus CBS 117.55, 1293 nucleotides long. Its product is annotated as serum paraoxonase/arylesterase family protein. The coding region runs from base 1 to 1293 and encodes 430 amino acids. The transcript has 3 exons. The record is from RefSeq and is a predicted model, not a curated record. Lineage: Eukaryota; Fungi; Ascomycota; Eurotiomycetes; Eurotiales; Aspergillaceae.